AUGUUUUACACACGGAACCACGCCAGCCAGUUACACGUGUUUUACACAUGGAACCACGCCAGCCAGUUACACGUGUUUUACACACGGAACCACGCCAGCCGUUUACAUGUGAAUUACACAUGGAACCACGCCAGCCAGUUAAACGUGUUUUACACACAGAACCACGCCAGCCAGUUACACGUGUUUUACACACAGAACCACGCCAGCCAGUUACACGUGUUUUACACACAGAACCACACCAGCCAUUUACAUGUUGCCAUUAUCGCCGGGAACUUUGAACUGGGCGAAUUCAUCAAGAAUCACAAAGACUCAGACAUGGUUCCUUUCAAGGAGAAGCCCACCUACGCCCCACAGCGGAGGGAAGGCCACAACACGCUCACCCUCCCCCACAUGCUGCAACGCUCCAGCAGUGACAACAACCUCAACAUUCCCGAGUGGCUGUCCUUCUCAACUGGCCAGGCUCCCAGGAAUCCCAACGGCACGCUGCGCAGCGUCAGUAAUCCCCGCGGUGGGCGCAGCCGGUCACCCUCUCGCAGCCGCCAGGCCGAGGACCCCAAGAAACAGCGAGGACGCGUCAGUGAGACCCCAAUUGCAGUGAGAAGCAGACGGUUAUUAAUGCGAUGCCCACCGGCUCCGACACUGACAGUGAUGUUUACCUUUGCUCCCAGCUCCGCCGUCCCAAACAAGGAAUACCCGGGGAGCGUGCUGGGCUGGAGGCCGAAACGCAGGCUGUACACUGCUGUACCAGGCCGAGUCUUUGUGGUCGUGAAGACAUACCAGCCACAGGGAGAGGAUGAAAUCCAACUCAACAAGGGAGAGAAAGUCAAAGUGCUCAGUGUAGGGGAAGGAGGAUUCUGGGAGGGCACUGUCAAAGGUCGGACGGGCUGGUUCCCUGCCGAGAAUGUGGAGGAGAUCCCGAACAAACCUCAGGACAGCAAACACGAGAGUCGGAGCGAGAAAGCGAAGAGGUUGUUCCGGCACUACACGGUGGGCUCCUAUGACAGCUUCGAUGCCCCGAGUGACUACAUCAUUAAAGAGAAGACAGUCCUGCUGCAGAAAAGAGACAGCGAAGGCUUCGGAUUUGUGCUGCGAGGGGCGAAAGCCCAGACACCGAUUGAGGAGUUCACCCCGACACCAGCCUUUCCUGCUCUUCAGUAUCUGGAGUCAGUGGAUGAAGGAGGAGUGGCAUGGCGGGCAGGUCUACGCAUGGGCGACUUCCUGAUCGAGGUCAAUGGGCAGAAUGUGGUGAAGGUGGGGCAUCGACAGGUGGUCAACAUGAUCCGGCAGGGUGGCAAUAACCUCAUGCUCAAGGUCGUCAUGGUAACUCGCAAUCCCGACAUGGAGGAAGCUUCCAGGAAGAAAGUCACGACGCAGACAAAACGACUCACUCCACCCGCCGUUGCCCUCCGCUCAAAAUCCAUGACCUCUGAACUUGAGGACUUCGCCUCCCCGUGGAACAAGAAGACUGAUUACGAGCCCCAGCAGUCUACAGAGAAGAGGCGGAAAGUUUAUCAAAUGGCAUUAAACAGAUUGGAUGAGAUACUGGCAGCAGCACAGCAGUCCAUUGCGAAUGAGAACGUCAGCGGCCAGGCUAAUGUACCGAAACCACGCACUGCAGCUCGAACCUUCUACAGCGCUGAGAGUGCUGAGGUGCCAGGGCACCGGGGUGGGGUCCAUGUCAGUCAAACCAUCGACACCAGUGGCAGGCGUAGGCCGUUCAGCCCCUCGAACCUGCUGCACCAUUCAAUCUGA
This is a messenger RNA of Rhincodon typus (whale shark), 1752 nucleotides long. RefSeq names its product SH3 and multiple ankyrin repeat domains 1 (gene shank1). Gene Ontology annotation, cellular component: dendritic spine; postsynaptic membrane; postsynaptic density. The record is from RefSeq and is a predicted model, not a curated record. The coding region runs from base 1 to 1752 and encodes 583 amino acids. Gene Ontology annotation, molecular function: synaptic receptor adaptor activity; ionotropic glutamate receptor binding. NCBI's taxonomy places the organism in Eukaryota, Metazoa, Chordata, Chondrichthyes, Orectolobiformes, Rhincodontidae. The transcript is spliced from 14 exons.